AUGCUGAUGGUGGCAGUGACGGUGACGAUGAUGAUGAUCUUGAUGUUGGUGAGUGAGGACGAGGCCGCCAGGCGUGAGAAGCGGCGAGAGCGCAACAGGGUAGCAGCAGCGAAAUGCCGGCAGAAUCGGCAGAACCAGAUCGAAAACCUCAACAAAAAGGUGAACGAUCUCAAGGCCGCUCGAGAAGAUCUUCUUCGUCGACUUCAGGCCACGGAGACGGAAAAGAUCGAACUCGAAGAGACUAUUCGACAACAUGGGGUAAGCGUUUUUCCCAGUUUGCGUCAUCAUUUUGUAUCAUAUAUGUAUAUGAAAUUUCUUUCUGCAUAUAUAUGUAUUGUUAAGGAUUAUAUAUACAUAUAUAUAUAUUGCCAAUUGGAGCAAAGAUGCGAGUCCCCGGGCAUAUAUGUGAAGUAA
This is a messenger RNA of Dibothriocephalus latus, 414 nucleotides long. NCBI's taxonomy places the organism in Eukaryota, Metazoa, Platyhelminthes, Cestoda, Diphyllobothriidea, Diphyllobothriidae. The record is from the annotation of a GenBank genome assembly.